Molecule: messenger RNA, 5271 nt
Organism: Cherax quadricarinatus
Lineage: Eukaryota; Metazoa; Arthropoda; Malacostraca; Decapoda; Parastacidae
Source: RefSeq, a predicted model, not a curated record
AUGAAUAUUAUCUGCAUGAGUAAUAAUGUUGGGAAAAUGAGCGAGGCAGUGGGCAAAAUGAAAAUGGUGGCGUCGGAGGGGAGUGGAGGUGGUCUGGGGGGAGGGGGAGGGGGUACGAGGCACGAAGGCACAGAGACCACUGGCACGGCACUCUCCAAGCUCAGGCAUACCCUCACCUCGGGCAUCCACGGCACAGUGACGAAGCUGUCGCCGACUAGGCCUGCACCUGCCGUGCACGCCGAGGGUUCCGUGUCGUCGUCAUCGUCGUCGUCUUCAGCAGGAGUGGUGGGGGCCCCAGCGGCAGCCUCAGUGUCUUCGGAGGAGAGGUCGCUGCUGCAGAAGGUCUGGGAGAAGAGCGAACGUUUCGACCCCGGAGAGUCGAGAAUAUUCAAGCCCGCGCCUAUCACUACGCCCACCGGCCCCUCAGGGGCGAUGAUGGGCGGCGGAGGGGGUGGCAUCUCCCCAGUCUCGUCUCCCGUGGGAGGGAAGCAGGGAGAGACCAUGACCAUCGUCAUCUCAUCCCGCUCCCAGAGGUCACCAGGGUCAUCCUGCAGAGUUUGCGUCAAGACUUUAGAGGACACAGAGUUCUUUAAAGUGUGUUCUGAGUGUGGGAAUAAAGUGUGUGAAGAUUGUGCUUCCUACUCCACACAGGCGUCUGAUGGUGACCAGGAGACGUGGAACUGUAGUAUAUGUCGCCGACGGCUGUCGUCGAGGGCCAGGACGGAGCAGCCGUCGUCUUCCGAGGCUGCCACACUCACCACGGGAGUGCCAACCAUCAUGUCGGCACCACUGCCACCACCCAGCCCAGGGGCGCCCACUGCCCUCAACCUCUUCAGUGGUCUCGCUGUCAUGGCCUCUUCCAUGGCUGGAACCCAGCAGGCUACUACACCUUCAACACCACUACCCAGCCCGCUACCAGCCACCAGCGCCACCACCACCUGCUCCACAGCCUUCUCCACCACCCCCUCCACCCCCACCACAACAGAACCCCCAACGCUGCAGCCAACAGUCAACGGGUACGCCCAUCGCAAGCUCUCGAGAGGGUCGUGCAAACAGACCUCCCUCGACAGAGCCAAAUCGAUUGAAAAGUCAAGAACCAGAGACGAAUCGCGGGAUAGGAGAACGUCCACGGCCGCGCCUGGAAGCGAAUCGCGACGUCCUCGGGAUAGGUCACGGGAGCGUCCCAGCGUCCCCCGCCGACGCUCCGACAACGACGAUGACAACCCCGUGCGCUCUUCGUCGUCGACGCGCUCGACCUCGGUGCGACGCGGCCGCAUGAGCGACUACAUGCUGCGCGACUCCUCCGACGACCACCUCAACUUCCAGCGUAUCCACGCGGCGCACAGCGAGACAGACGUGUCCAGGACACGUAAGACAAGUCACGCCAACCUACACGUAACACGUCCUCUGGACACGGUCGUGGCGAGGGCUACCGCCGAGGACUCCACCGUCACCAGGGAGUCUGAGUCUUCGGGAGACGAGACUCUGGUCGUCAACAGUUGGCAGUCUCGAAGUCGCCGUCGCUCCAUUAUUCGCCAGCAGUCUUACGAGGAGGAAGACCCCGACGGAGAGACCUUCGUCAACCACGCCGGCAGUGGCAACAACUUGACGCUGUGGGGAGGUGGAGAUCUCCCGAUGAGGAGACACUCAGCGCAGGAUCCCUCCAGGAGAGAUGAUUCCUUAGAGGGACGCAAGACGAGGGACUCCUUAGACGUCCCCCAGCACAGCCGCGUCCACAGACACCACUCCUGGGACUAUGAUGUCGCCAGGGACACCCUGCCUAUCGGCAUGGCUGGAGUGGCAGCAGCUGCAGCAGCGUCAGCAGGAGGGUCACGUCACAGCAGUGAGAGCGACGUCAGCAGCGAAGCGCCGAGCGAGAGAGGCUCUACUACCGCUCUCGUAGACGAGCCUCAUAGAUUUUCACGUUCAUCCAUGAAGAGACGCUCUUCCUACCGCGCCUCCAGGGUCAAGAACCAGGACACCAGUGACCCCUACGACGCUGACGACCAGACUGGUCUGGAGUCUUCUUCCACGCCUCUCUCUCCUGAGGUCGCUCCUCUUGUAGGAGGCUCUGGAGGAGGAGGAAGUGGAGUGACUUCCGCUCAGAGCUCUCCAAGAAGGACGUUAUCCUCAAGCUUGGAGGACGAGCAGUGGUUGCUGCACCCGGAAGAAGAGUACCGCCCCACUAGGAGGAAAUCCUCAGCAGUAUCUGAGGGGGGUAGAAUACUACCCACGCCCCCAGCCUCACCACGAGGGACAACGGGAUACCCAGCCACCACGCCCACCCCCACAGCGGGCGUGGGCGUGCCACCUCGCAUCACGCAAUCACUGGAGGUCAACACUUCGAGAGACCUGGGCAUGGACGACGGGCUCAAGAGACAGAGCUCGGUCACGGAAGGAGAGACAAUACGCAUCGUCAUACACGACGUAGAUAUCGAUCAUCGUAAAGCGAGUCUGCAGGAUAAGGGACUGAGAAGAGUGAAGAUUCAGCGAGACAUGACAGACACUGCCCACAGGACUCGCGGCCUGGGUAUGCGUGUUGUAGGUGGCAAAGUGGGCGCCGAUGGGCGUCUCUUUGCGUACGUGGUGUGGACGGUGCGGGGAGGCCCGGCUGAAGUAGCCGGCGUAGUACAAGGUGAUAAGGUGCUGGAGUGGAACGGAGUAGCACUGACCGACCGCAGCUUCGAGGAAGUGUGCAGCAUCAUGGAAGAAGUACAUACUCAGGAGGACACUGUGGAGUUACUACUUGAACCAUCCAACGACCUACGCUCCUUGGACUAUGGUGACGAGACGAGUGCCUUACUGCAGCAGAAGAGAGGAUCUUUAGAGGGCAGGUCUCCGUCAGAAGGUGAAAACGACAAAUCGCAAUCUUCCAGCUCUAGAAGAAAGUUGCCCAGAAUUCCGAGCGACGUUGCUCGCGACCCGGUGAGUGGAAAGCUUCAGGUUCAGAUGUGGUACGACCAGGACAAGUCUCACCUCAUAGUGACAGUGGUGUCAGCCCACGACCUGCGCUUUAGGGACAGUUCAACCUAUGGCCCUCCUGAAGCCUUCGUCUGCUUGCGGCUCUUUCCCUUCAGUGACUGCAAGAUCUACAGCACGGGAGUGGCAGAAUCUUCCUGCAAGCCUAUGUGGAACUCUUCCUUCAUCUGGGAGGGCCUCACGGCAGACGCACUCAUGGGUCUUACUAUGGAAAUGUCCGUCUGGGAUUACGUCUCUGACACGGAGAAUGGAUUUCUGGGUGAGACGCUGAUCGACCUGCGACACGCCUACUUGGACGAGCGUCCUACCUGGUACCGCCUUCAGGAGCGGAGAUCGCGUAGCGCCAACGCCACUCCUAGAGGAUCCAUUGUUUCCUACGACUUUGCUGUUCCUCCCAUCCGGCGACCCUCCUCCGUGCGCUCUGGCUCCGACGACGGAGAAGACAGCAGAAACUCAUCACUGGACUCUGGCCUCCUACACCCUGACCUCGCCUGGAGAGAAUCAAGGUCACCCUCCAGACGGGGGUCUUCCUUGAGCGAGCAGGCCGAGAACGAGGUGUACCAACUCUCCCGCUCCUAUCCCCACUCGCUGCCCCAGUCGAGGCGUUCCUCAGUAGCGUACCAGUCGUCCUCCAGUCCAGAGUUCAAGGCUGAGGACUUGGAGGCGAGGCUGUGUGUAUCGAUGAGUCCUCUCGAGCGUCGUCGAAGUACCAGUUUUAGGUCUUCGACGAGAAGUGAGUUCCUGAGCAGCGGCGAGGAGUACCCGAGGCAGCGCCGCGCCUCCCACAGUGCAGCACUCAUCAGGUCACACUCCCUCAAGACCAACAACCAGGUCGAGCAGCGGGUCAAGCCAGGUACUCCCAGCAGCUCUCGACCUGAUGACGACGGUAGGACUUGGAGCGGAAGCGGAGAGGUGACCUCCGGCGACCUUGGACCGAGUCAGGUUGUUCCCAGGGGAUAUAGGGAGAUUCUUACAGAUGACUUCACGCUAGGGGAGAUCCAGCUGGCGCUUACACUGACCAAGGGUCAACUGGAGGUCGAGGUCAGUUGCGCCCGGGGACUCCCCACAGCCGCGUCGGGUCAGGAGCCAGACACAUACGUGAAGACCUACUUGAAAGACGGUGAUCGCCGCCUUCAGAAGCGCAAGACGCGGGUGACGCGACACUCGCGAGCGCCCGAGUACCACCAGACGCUGCGCUACGCCGCCCACGAUGCGCUCGGGCGCACCCUCUUGGCGAUGGUGUGGGAGCGCCAGAGAGGCUUCGAGCACAAUAUCGGCAUAGGAGUAGCGGAGAUCAGCCUCAGUAAGCUGGAACACGGCGAGCCGGUCCUAGCUGGCUGGUACAGGCUCCUUCCUGUUAGUAGCGUCGUCAGGGUCGACUCAGACUCCGGGGAAAGUGUACGCUAGGUUGUAAGGAACGUACGAUCACUUCUGCCCCCCACUGCGUCAUCUCUCAUUCCAUUGCUCACUUAGGUCAGGCCUACGGAGGUCUCAGCCGCGUCUAGUUCGGCUAAUCCCUGGGCAAAGAGUGCUAGGGGCAAGGGUGCCUUGGGCGACAGUGCUAGGGACAAGCGUGCCCUGGGCGAGAAUGCUAGGGGCAAGUGUGGGGAAGGAAGGGAGGGAGGCCAUCUCGGUUAUCUUGGUAUUCUUAAUCACCUAAGAUGACACUUCUUGAAGGUCACAAGAGGUUUAAAUACAUCUAUUACGCUACAAUUUAUAAGAUAAAACAAUUGAUUACCUUAACUGGAGCAGCUUGGAGGCUCCAACCGAGGAUUCUUCCAUUUAUGUAUACUAAUGAAACAGGUGCACAUACCAGGCCUACUUGGAAAAAAAAUAUGCCGAAUCAGCAUGAUAAACCACCAGCACUAAACACAUACGAAGAUGACAUAAUUAUCACAAAGACUGCCACAUCUGCUCUCUGAUAUUUGCAGCAGCUGUAACAGGGCGAUACAUAUCCAGAUUACAGGAUAUUCGUUUAUCUGUUAGGGUUUUUAAGUCUCUUGAUAACACUAUUCAUUACAAACGCUGUAUUUCACAUGUUCGCCACCUAUCAGAAAAAAAUAUAUAAAACAGUGCAGUAUAAAGGUAAACUUUUAUAUACACUGAGUGAUAUACACCUUUCAGAGUAUGUAAUUUAUUGAGGUGCUGUUCACUGCAGAUGAAGUGAACUUCAGUGAGAAUCUCAUAAAUAAUAUCCGAGACCUCGAAGUGUGCUCAGUGUCAACAAGAAUAGAACUCAAGCCUUUAUGUUCUCGGAUGAUAAAGAAAUGAAUCAAACAAGAAUUAAGUAUA